Anthonomus grandis grandis is the source of this 1437-nucleotide messenger RNA. RefSeq lists its product as uncharacterized. The coding region runs from base 205 to 1038 and encodes 277 amino acids. The transcript has 5 exons. The record is from RefSeq and is a predicted model, not a curated record. Lineage: Eukaryota; Metazoa; Arthropoda; Insecta; Coleoptera; Curculionidae.
CAACCACGUAGAGCUAGACUAGAGCCACCCCGAACAUAACCGUGGUCGAAACCAACGAAUCGCUUGAAAAGGCUUUUUACUUUUACGUUUAUUUUUUAGUUUUAUUUAUAUACAAGCAACUCUCAGCUUCAUACCUGCAAAAGAUAAUAAUUACUGCAAUUAUUGUGAUAUUAAAUUAAAUUACAGCGAUGAAUAAUUAGAGCAAUGGAAGGACUUGAUACAGCAUCAGCCACCGUUAGAAAUCAAGAUGAAUUUUUAAAAGUGUUUAUAAAAGCCUAUCAAAAUGAACGGAUCCUUUGGGAUAAAAACCAUCCCAAAUAUAAGAGCAGGCAAGAUAGGGAGGAAGCCAUGCAUGCAUUACUUCAGAAAUGUAUUGAGUAUUUUCCAGAAGCCGAUUUAGAUUUUGUAAAGACAAAAAUUGAUAAUAUGAGGUGUGUGUUUCGGCGUGAGAGAAAAAAGGUACUGGAAUCAAAGAAAAAUGCAAAAGACGACGAUGAAAUCUAUUCUCCUUGCUUGUGGUAUUACUAUCACCUGUUAUUCCUGGUUGGGGAAGAAGUAGAUGAUGAGGAGAAAGGACUUAGGGAAGGAAAGGGAAGAAUGCACACUUGGUCUAAAAGAGACACGACCAUUUUAAUAGACUUACUUAAAAAAUACCCCGAUGCUUAUUCGUCCGAGUAUUCCGGAAGGGUGCAAAGAAAUAAACGCACAAGAGCUUUUAAAGCGAUAUGGGAGGAACUAAAGCAGCAGGGAAUCAAGCACUUUGACAUGUUGGAAGUUAAAAAUAAAGUUACAACACUGAGGACGCAGUACAGGAGAGAGUGCAGAGAGAGGGAAAAGAACAAGGGAUCAAAACAUGUGUCUAGAUUGUGGUGCUAUGAUUUGUUGUUGUUUUUGAAGGACUCUUGGGGUUCUAAAAAGGAAGAAAAAGACCCAGAUUAUCCAGAUGAUGAAGAUAUAUCAGAUGAUGAUCAAUUUAAUGAAACUAAUGAUGAUACUGGAAAUACUGAGCCACUGAAAAAAAGAACAAAAAUUGUAUAGUAGUUCUGAAAUCCAAAGUUAUACAAAACAUCUGAUUGAGCCUCAAAACAGAGAUUGACUAAUUAGUUGCACAACACAAUCCAACAUAACAAAUCAUUUCCAGUGGUUAAAAUGUGAUAAUGAAGCAACCACCGGAAAAACAGAAAAGGAAGAACCAAUGAGCCCUAAAGACCAACAAGACGAUUACUUUGACACAUUAGGGAGAAAUGUUGCAAUGAAACUUAGAGAUAUGAAUCCCGAACAAAGAAUGUUUGCCGAACAUCUUAUAAACGAUGUAGUUUAUAAUGGAUUUAUGGAAAAUUUAAAUGUUAACUAUAGAUUAACGUGUGUUUAGGUUUUUUUAGGUAGUUUUAGUCCGAAUUUUUACGUUGUUAAAUAAAAGCAUAUUUUUGAAAAUUA